UGCUCAAUUCUGACCGAUCAUGCAAGAAAAGAUGUUAAUAUAAUCCUAAAUAUGAACAACAAUGUACAUUCAGACAUAUCCAGUGGCCUAAGUUCCAUAUAAGGAUGGAACAUUAUUUCUGUAUAACACUUCUUACUUUUGGGGCCUAUGCCCAAAAUCUUGAUUACAUCGAGAUCCCUGCCAGCAGUGCAAGAAUUGUCGAGAACGUUCCAGAUCAAAAUACGGCUGGUGGUCAUAUAAAUACUAACUAUUUUGGAGGCAUUGGAGAGCCAGAUUAUUAUGGAGACAAUUAUGGAAACAAAUACAAUGGAAAAUACUUUGGCAGGGAUGUGGAGGAUAUUUUAAUCAACAGAAAAUUAAGUGAUGUUGAAAAGUUACAACGGUCGCGGGGAUUAUAUGAACAUUAUGAAUACGACGAUGGGAAUCCAGACGUUCAAGGCAGAAUCCAGCGUCCUUGCCAAGCGUACGACACAUUCUGCAUCCGCAAGUUCUUUGCACAGCACUCCCAAUGCAAGAUAUCUGGGAGACAAGUCCCUGAGCCCCUUUUCCGAGCCCAGGCCACGCUCAACUACCCUAACUCGAACGUGUCGGCUACAUUUAACAAUUUGGAAUAUAGAGGAAUCAAAGACGGGAGAAUGUGUCAACACCGCGUCGUAACGGCGACUGGAAAUGGUUGUAUGGGUGCUGUGGACUUCGACCAAGUUACUUUCGCCUCUCAAACCUUGUAUCUGAAAUACUACCUGAGAGGUCGAGAACCGGUCGUAGUGCAGGACGCCGGUGGCGCUACGUUUGUGCAAGUAUCAGUAACGGCGGUGAUACCAAAUCUGAAAAACUUGAAGCUGGACCGCGCAGAAAUAUUUACGUAUAAUGGGGACCCUGUACCUCCGUUCCUCGCUGGCCCACGACUGGCGUUGAGCACAGGUAAUAAAAGUAUACCGCAAAAUGGGCGCGACGUACGUGGCGCGCUGAACGCUUACCAAACCCGGGUGCCUUCGGCGCCCUCAUACUUAAAGCGUUGGGUGUACCCCGACGUACGUGGCGCGCUGCACGCGUUCCAAAGCCAGGAUACUAAAAGAGUCGACGUACGUGACACGUUGUACGCUUACCAAAUCUGGGCGCUGGAGGCGCCCUCAUACUAA
Messenger RNA from Cydia splendana, 1139 nucleotides. RefSeq lists its product as uncharacterized. NCBI's taxonomy places the organism in Eukaryota, Metazoa, Arthropoda, Insecta, Lepidoptera, Tortricidae. The transcript has 5 exons. Bases 105 to 1139 code for a protein of 344 amino acids. The record is from RefSeq and is a predicted model, not a curated record.